AUGGACUUUGCGAAUGAUUCACCAUUGGGACAAUUGUCAGCGUACUUUGAUACAGUUGUCUCCCAAUGCAACUUGGGUGAGUAUGUGAACAAGGUCUUCUCGGACUUGGGCCUGUUUCAGCAGGUGGUGGAGAAACUGAUCCUGGAACCGUACGACAACCCUUCGGACCGAAAACCAACCAUCACUUUGGUGCCAUCAAGUUCUCUCUCUGAAUUUUGGAUUGGCCUGAACUACUUUGACAUCACGCGUGGUGGCAAGAAUGGAUUCUACCCGCAGAACAGCCAGUUCGCCCUGCACUGGCGUGAGUUUUUGGGCGGCUACCGGCCCACAGAAUCUGUUGAAACGAAGUUCCCCUUUAGUGACAGCUCUCGUGCGCUCCGGGUGAACUCAAUUGGGUUCAUGGAUGGGCAAACCAAAGUACUCAUCAUGGUGUCCAUUCUUGCCAUGUGCCAUGAAUUGGAAUGGACUGAUGAACAGCUCAGUGAUCCUGCAGUGGUGCACAUGUUGAAAAGCUUCAGGUGGGUGCGAUGUUCCUUUACCUACUUCUCAAACCCUGCUCACCACCACCUCCAUAGUUUGAAAGUGGGCCACAUCACCGCAGAGAAACAGUCGCCAUCGGCAAUCCAAUUCUAUGCUGAUUUGAAGGAGGCAAUUGCACUUGAGCGUAGACUUCAACAAGGUAGCAAACCCUUGAAAGACAUUCUGUCCAAGAUGGUUGCAGACUACAACCGCAUGGUCACUGUCCGCUCCCACCGGAUUGACACAAAUCGCCGGAAUAUGGCAUACAAUCUGCUCAGAGCACCUCCGGAAUUCCAUCAGGUUGUUCAUGCCCAUUAUGAUGUGUACAAGCACAGUCAGUCAGGAAUCACAUUGGACAUCCUCGCCCUGGACUUUUGGGUCCCAGGCUCCUGUGCCAGAGCGGAUGCACCUCAGUACAAAGGCAAGGAGGUGUUCAGGGAGAUCCUGGAAGUGACUGAAGCUGUCAGCAUUUUGUAUGUGGAACGGGUGACCCAGGUAUUGGACUUGGCUGGCGCCAAAUACAAAUGUCAUUUUGUGAUUGGUUUUUGGGAAAACCCGAUGUUGGACAAUGAUCUGAGCUCAGUGAUGCGUGCUGGUGAGCCGUUUGAUUGGAAGAGGAUUAACUUCGUGUUGGAGGUGCGUGGGCAAACGGUGGAAUCAUUCAUCAGCCAGUCGCAAGACCGGCAGCGCAACGCUAUGCAGAAGUCGGUGCAGGCAGCAUUCCGAGCAUGGCAGGAGCAGCUGGCCUCUGACCAAGUUAUCUUUGAGCAGCAGCAGAUCAUGCUGGAGAAGUCCAAUGCAAAGACCCGUGCUAAACUGGUGCGCCAACUGGAGGAACAGCAUCACAAAGCAUGGAAGUGCGUCAAGGAGUACCUAUCCAGCACUCUCAGGCUUUUCCCAGGUAAAUCACCAGACGCUGUCAGCACCGUAAUGCCGGAGUUGAAUGGGUGGAUUGAAGAGACGCUGUCCGACAUCGCAGAGGUGCAAUCAGCGCUGGAUCACGGAGUGAUCUUAUGGGUCAAUUUGCCCAGUGUGGGUAUUUUGAGCGCUCACAGACUGGAUUGGGUCUUGACGUACUUGAGCAACACUUUGAACAAGUACAAGAAGAACGGGAUGGCAAUUGUGAUUCACGCAAACCGAGCGGGACAAGUUGGCGGGAAAGACCAAGAAGUCAAAAGUGAGGUGAAGGAUGAGGAUGAGAACACAGCGAAGAAGGAAGAGGACACUGAUGAUGAUGAUGAGGAUGAGGAUGCACCACUGGUCCAGGAUGCUGAUGUGCGCGAUGUACGCUAUCAGUUCGAGAAAAGCUUGAGUCUGAAAGAACGCAACCUUUUGGUACGCCCUCUGAGCUUCAUCUUUGACCCUGAAAGUGUGUAUGGAAAAAGGGAUGGUCUACUUCCUGCAUUGGCUGUGGUUAGCAAGGCGGACAAGAACAACCAGUUCGUUACCAGCAAAGCUUUCAAGAUGGGCUGCGUCCACGGCAUUCAAAUGCUGCCCAGGAACCAAAUGGUGAAGCAGAAUGCACCAUCUGAGCGCCCUCACCUGGGCCGUGCUAUGACAGACGUACAGGAGAUGCGGCAGGUGGCAGGUGGCACAGACUUGGUGCGGAAAGCUCUUUCUGCCCUAGCCCCACAAUCCAUGUCAACACUUGUACUGGUUGAUGUCUUGGCGAAUGAUGGUUGGCCAGCGCUGGCAGCAUUGGAAGAAAACACUUCCGGAUCCCGCUUGGUUUGUGGCUCAGUGGCUUUGGACACUUCAACGGAUGAGCUCAGCAAACGCCUGGCAAACUCGGUCUAUGACAAGUGCAGGGCUGGAUCACUAUCUCUGCAAGGAUUUCCAUCCUUUGACCCGUUGGUGCAGGCACUGCGCAAUGGUGUUUCUGAGACAAACCGCGCUGAGUAUCAAGUUUGCGCACCGGUUGGUGAUGGAAAGCUUGCAGUGUUGCAAUCCUAUGCGCAAAAGUUCUUGGACGACGAAAGCACCAGUCAAUCGGCAUCUGAUCUCAUCCAUGACCACAACAACAAGUUCAAUGUGGGCGGAGAGUUUCUGAGGGAAGAGCAAACUAGGAACCCGUCUGGUGGAACUCCUGCAGAAGAAGGGGUUGCCAUCAAAAAGAUCAAGGUUGAGACUGGGGACCAAUGUAGCGAGGCUGACAUCUCAGGCCUUCCCAAACCGUUGAAGAUCAACAUCAACAACACUGCGGAGCUUCUGACCUGUGGCGAUGGGAGCGCCAUUUACGUGACCAGCAAGGGCAAGAACGAUUUCGUGGCUCACCGCGAGCUUUUCAGCUUUGGAAGCGGUGAGUGGAGAGAGGCUGCUGAAGCCAGCGAAGUGACAGCCUGUGCGGAUGGACGUUGGUUCGCUUUCUCUGCCUCCCUAGAUUUGGUUUGCAUCCUGGAGAAGAAAACCGUGCCUGAACACCUGAUGGAACUUAGUGUUUUGGAUCGCCCCGUAUUCUUGCGCAAAAUCCUGGCAGAACUUGAAGAUCAUGGAGAGGUUGGAAUGAGGAUUUCCCAUCACACCAUGACCGCAGAAGAUCCCAAUCCAAAGCCUGAAAAGGCUUUGGUUUUUGUCUUGGAUGAAGUCAAGGAUGAGCCUGAGGGGCAGGGGCAGGAUGGCAAAUCCAAAAAGCGUAAACGGAAGUCCGCUGGGUUUCAACCAACGGCCAAAAACUUUGGUUCACGGAUUUCGAUCAACAAAGUAAAGUCAGCUUCAAAGAUCGUGAUUGGAUGGCGUUGCAGGCUUGAGUCCAUUGAUGCGGGGAAGAAGAUCACCCCGAUCCGUCCAGUAGCCUGUUUGGCAGGCUCCUUGAGCGUGGAGGAUAUGAAUAUCCGCCUGAUGUAG
Molecule: messenger RNA, 3363 nt
Organism: Cladocopium goreaui
Lineage: Eukaryota; Dinophyceae; Suessiales; Symbiodiniaceae
Source: the annotation of a GenBank genome assembly